Messenger RNA from Larimichthys crocea (large yellow croaker), 1879 nucleotides. Its product is annotated as E3 ubiquitin-protein ligase MARCH3. Lineage: Eukaryota; Metazoa; Chordata; Actinopteri; Sciaenidae. Bases 381 to 1205 code for a protein of 274 amino acids. Gene Ontology annotation, molecular function: ubiquitin-protein transferase activity; zinc ion binding. Gene Ontology annotation, biological process: protein ubiquitination. The record is from RefSeq and is a predicted model, not a curated record. The transcript has 5 exons.
UCAGGCACGGCUUCCCUCCAGUCCGUGUCUGCCUCCAUCACGUUGUACCGCUCCAACAGGUAACGAGGCCACAUGUUGGACGUUCUAGCAGCGCUAAAUAUGACCCGUUCUAACAAACACGGGCGGAAUUAGCACGGAGUGCAUGCAUGGUCUGCCUGUAAGACAAGCUCAGGGACGGAAAGUCGAGAGGCGAGACAGCUGAACUGAAUAACCGCUGUGGCUCAAAGCGGAAGUUGAGCGUGACUUCAUAACGGAGCGAGUCCGUUAAAAACAUCAUUCGUCGUUGAAGCUGGCAGUAACGUGAGUUCGAGACCCCGACUGACGAUGGGAGAUGCCCAGUAAGGCCUUGAUCUGUGUCCAACACUCUACUGUCUGCCACCAUGAUGACCAAUCACUGCACGCUGUUGCCAGAAGUUUUGCCAAACCAGUGUCUGUCAGCCCAUGUGAGCCGCCGGCCUGAGCUGGACUCUGAGCCCAUGUGUGGCUUCUCUGAUGAGCCGCCUCUCCCGGGUAAAACCAUGGAGGAGUGCAGUGUGUCAGCCAGCAAGCAGUCUCAGUAUUACUCACAAGUGUCAACCAAGCUGGACGGUCAGCUGAUGUCUCCAGGGUUGGACGCAUAUGCCAAACAAUGUGCCGUGCCAGAGAACCCCAUGUGUCGUAUCUGUCAUGACAGCGGAGCCCAGGAGGAGCUGCUGUCCCCCUGUGAAUGUUCCGGGACCCUGGCCACCAUCCACCGCAGCUGUUUGGAACACUGGCUGUCUGCCUCAGGAACCAGCUUCUGUGAGCUCUGCCAAUACCAGUUCACUGUGCAGAGGAAAUCCAGGCCGCUGCUUGAGUGGGUGCAGAACCCGAGUCUUCGACAGGAGAAGCGCACCCUGUUUGGUGACAUGGUUUGUUUCCUGCUCAUCACCCCUCUGGCCACAAUCUCUGGCUGGCUCUGCCUUCGUGGUGCCAUAGAUCACCUUCACUUCUCCAGCCGACUGGAGGCCGUGGGGCUCAUCGCACUCACUGUUGCCCUCUUCACCAUUUACCUCUUCUGGACCCUGGUGUCUCUCAGGUAUCACUGUCGACUGUACAAUGAGUGGCGACAGUCCAAUCAGAGAGUUGUCCUCCUCCUUCCCAGGUCGCACAGUGAAGCGUCAGUGCUGCAUUCCUUACAAGGGGGACAGCGAGGGAAGCAGCCAUCCAAAGAGUCCAUAGUCUGAGCACAGAGCCAGCUUUAAGACAGAUUCUGGUCAGGGGGGUCUGUUCACCUUCUGCUCUCUUUGCACUUUAAAGCCCCGCUCUGUUAGAGCUCAUGUCACGUGUGUAAAUGGGCACAGAUCCCAGGAAGCACUUUAUUCACACAGUAAAGGACUGCCUUACCUGGACACAAAGAUCAGCUGAUGAAGCAGCCAUUGUGGCUCCUUAUGGGGUGUGUGGGGACGGACUGUAGUGUUUGAACACUGAUUAAGCUGCAGUAAGAGACCCACAAUGAUGAAACGUUGCCAUGAUGAAGACAUUCUGGCUCUAGCACUGCUUCAAGAAACAGUUUGAUAUUUGGUUUGCUGAGUCAGGUGAUAGUUAAAUGUGUUUCCCCCCAAAAUUGGACUGUUCCUUUAAGAAUGACUGGCACACUGUGGGAAGCUGGUGUUUCAAUCAGAGACAGUAAACGUGUGUUUGUUAUGAAGGUGUCUGUGAUGGUCAUGUGCCUAAACUGAAGUCAAGCACAGCCUUAAAGUCCUCUCCUGGUACAGGUUCAUGCACCCACACAGCUCCAGUCAGUCUGAUUCAUGAUUGAAUGAGACACAUUUAAACCAAAGGCUAUUUUCCUAUUUGUUUUGUUUUUUGGUCCGUUUUGUGUGUGUUUAUGUAGAAAAAUAAAAUUCAAUGUUCAAUA